CGGGGUCUCGGCGGUCCCGCCCCCCCCCUCCCGCCCCCGGCGCCAAGAUGGCGGCGGAGCCGGGCCCGGGCCCCGACCCGGAGCUGGAGGAGCUGCUCGACAGUGCCCUGGAUGACUUCGAGAAGGCCAGACCCGCCGCCCCCCCCCAGCCGCCAGCACCCCCCUCGGGGGCCCAGCCCUCGCCCAGCGCCGCCGCCAAGGCCUCCCUCUUCGCCUCGCAGGAGAAGUUCUUCCAGGAGCUCUUCGAGGGGGAGCUGGCGGCGCAGGCGGCGGCCGAGUUCGAGCAGGCCAUGCAGGAGCUGGCGCGGGAGGAGCCCCACUUGGUGGAGCAGUUCCAGAAGCUCUCGGAAGCAGCCGGCAGAGUGGGCGGCGACGCGGCGUCGCAGCAGGAAUUCACCUCCUGCCUGAAGGAGACGCUGAGCGGCUUGGCCAAGAACGCCACCGACCUGCAGAGCUCUUCGGCCUCGGAAGAGGAGCUGGCGAAGGCGCUGGAGGGGCUGGGGCUGGAGGAGGGCGACGACGGCGGCGUCCUGCCCGUCAUGCGCAGCAUCAUGCAGAGCCUGCUCUCCAAGGACGUGCUCUACCCCUCGCUCAAGGAGAUCACCGAGAAGUACCCGGAGUGGCUGCGGCGGCACGGGCAGGCGCUGCCGGCGGAGCAGUACGAGCGGUACCGGGCGCAGCACGGCGUCAUGGGCCGCAUCUGCCGGCAGCUGGAGGGCGAGAGGCCGGGCGAGGGCGAGGAGGAGCGGCGGGCGCGCUUCGAGACCCUCCUCGACCUCAUGCAGCAGCUGCAGGACCUGGGCCACCCCCCCAAGGAGCUGGCGGGGGAGUCGCCCCCCGGCCUGAACCUGGAGCUGGGGGGGGCGGCGGGCGGCGAGCAGUGCCGCCUCAUGUAGCGCCGGCGGCGGGACGGGGCGCCUGCGGCCCCCCCCUCGUUACCCGCUAACGAACCCCCCCCCCCACCAUCGCCCCCCACUGCCACGAGGAGGAGGAGGAGGAGGAGGAGGAGGACGAGGCCGCAGCGGCUGCACCGUCCCGC
Molecule: messenger RNA, 1039 nt
Organism: Chroicocephalus ridibundus (black-headed gull)
Lineage: Eukaryota; Metazoa; Chordata; Aves; Charadriiformes; Laridae
Gene: PEX19
Product: peroxisomal biogenesis factor 19
Exons: 8
Coding region: 48-896 (282 amino acids)
Biological process (GO): protein import into peroxisome membrane
Cellular component (GO): peroxisomal membrane; peroxisome
Source: RefSeq, a predicted model, not a curated record